AGAGCGUGAUCUAUUCACUUUAGGGAGAAGUCUGGCUUCAAUAGGUUCUGAGAUCAAGUCUUUUGAAACAGUUGGCACUACUGGCUGCCUGAGAGAGGUCAGAGUUACAUUCAGUUAGUUCUGGGGUUGAAACUUGAGAUACCUGACAGUGUUAGCAUGAAACUGUUGUUGUCUCUGAGUGUUGUCAUACUGUUUGUCGCGGCUACUCAGCCAUUGGACUGUGGAUGUGUCCCAGAAAACAGCGUGAAAUGUGACAAUGUGACAGGAGUGUGUCAAUGCAGAGAUGGAUGGACAGGUCAGGACUGCAGCCAAGACGUGGACGAGUGUCUCCAGACCUCAAACCCUUGUGGAAAUGCUAGCAAUGCCACGUGUAACAACACGCCAGGGGCGUACACGUGUGAGUGCGAGAAUGGAACCUGGUGGGGCGCCACUGGAGAAUGUUUAGAGUCACUUCCGUUCCAGUGUGAGAAGUCAGCUGACAUUGUUUUCGUCAUGGACUCUUCCGGAAGUAUUGGUACGAACAACUUUCAGAGACAGCUGACUUUUGCUGCCAACGUUGCAGCUUUUAUGCGCCUGUCGUCCAAAGAAAUCCGAUUCGGUCUUGUUGAGUUUGAUCUUGACGCCGUCAAAGUCUUUGACCUUAACGCAUACGACAGCGAUGCAGAUUUGCGCCAGGCCAUAAUGAACGUGACAUACUUGGGUCAAGGCACGAGGACAGACAAGGCACUUCAAUUGCUAACCAGUGAGCAGAUGUUCUCAGAAGCCGCUGGUGGUCGGGACGACGCCCCUGACAUCAUCAUCACUAUUACGGACGGACGAUCAAACGAACCAAAACUAACCAAAGAAGCGGCCUUGAAGCUGAAAGCGUCAGAUGUCACCAUGUUCGCUGUUGGCAUUGCAGACUCUGUAGACCUCAGCGAGCUGGAGACGCUGUCUACUAGACCCGAGCUCGUGCUGCUGGCAGAUAACUUCACCACUCUGGAUGAGAUAUUGUCUCCCUUGCUCAAUAAAACAUGCACAGUCAUUCAAGAAUUACAAGUCAACUAUCAGUAUGUACCAAAUGUUUGCAAGGGAGGCGAUUUCACCAACGGUGUAGCUGUUUUACCCUACCCAGGGGACUGUACAAAGCUCAUCCAGUGCUACUACAGUGAGCUUUCUAAGAAGACACUAGUGGUCAUUAGGCGAUGUCCUCUCGGAGAGUUCUGGAACCAGAAUACUUCAGAAUGUGCACCAAGCUGGAAAGUUCAGUGUCCUUUUGAUCAAUGUCAAGGCGGGUGUGAGCAAGGAUCUCCAUGGGACAACUCACUCACUGAAGUGGACGGUGUGAUGACGUACCCUAUGGAAGCCAACAAGCGAGGCUACUUUGCAUGCGACAAGGGAAGGUCACUUCCCAAAUGCUGUCCGAAAAACGUGGGUUAUGUCCCAGGAGUUGGAUGCUCCUUGAGCCUCAAUGCCGACCUGGAGUGCGGUCCUGAGAGCUCUUGCGGUGACGGAGUCGGCGUGUGUAAGAAAGUACCCGCCUGGGACAAUAGGAACUCAUUUCUGGAGCUGACCCAAACUCUAGGCUACUAUCCAGUGUCCUGCAUCUACGCUGACUUUAACAUAGUGGACUGUAGGUGUAAUGUCAAGACAUUAAAUGACCAGUACCAUGACAAGUCAAGCUGCACACCAUACUUCCAGACCAAUAUAAGUGAAGAUUGUGCUGAAGAGGUUUACCAAGUGCCUGCAUUGGGGCGAACCUUUGAGAAGUCUGCGGUGACUAUCAAAUUUUCACUGAGUCUUUCAUCACCACACUUUCAAGUCGUGUCCACUCCAGAGUCUCAAUGUCAAGGAUGCGUUGGACUGAAGGUCUGGGGAGACAUGGACACAAUUAACGUCGCCUUGGGCAACAAGCAGAACAAGUCUCAGGCAGCUGUCUUGUGGAGGAAUGCUACUGGUGACCUUGACAUUACAGUGGUGAUACACGAAGGCAUGAUAACCUUUGGAGUGACCCAAGGCAGAUACGAGGUGGUCACCUCGGUGGAAGCCCUUGUGACCAGUGACACUCUCAAGUGUUCUUAUCGCGUGAAGACCAAGUCUGACUUCAAGAAUACCUGCAUUCUGUCUCAGCUUCAGAUACUGAACUGCAAUUAUAGUUUUGACAACAUUUACAACGUUUCAAGUUAGACGACUCCAGUAUUACUGACUUCAAUUUAUAUAAUGGCUCUUACAUUUAUGAAUUAGUGUUUUUAGCAUCUUUUCUUAAUUUCUCUCUCUCUCUCUCUGCAUCUUUAUUCUGUUACAAAAUAAAAACUAUUUAUUCUAUAAAAA
Biomphalaria glabrata is the source of this 2310-nucleotide messenger RNA. RefSeq lists its product as uncharacterized. Gene Ontology annotation, cellular component: extracellular region. NCBI's taxonomy places the organism in Eukaryota, Metazoa, Mollusca, Gastropoda, Planorbidae. The record is from RefSeq and is a predicted model, not a curated record. Bases 157 to 2166 code for a protein of 669 amino acids. The transcript is spliced from 15 exons. Gene Ontology annotation, molecular function: chitin binding; calcium ion binding.